Aureococcus anophagefferens is the source of this 1730-nucleotide messenger RNA. RefSeq lists its product as hypothetical. Gene Ontology annotation, molecular function: aldehyde dehydrogenase (NAD+) activity. The transcript is spliced from 2 exons. Lineage: Eukaryota; Pelagophyceae; Pelagomonadales; Pelagomonadaceae. The record is from RefSeq and is a predicted model, not a curated record. Bases 43 to 1677 code for a protein of 544 amino acids.
GCGACACCGCCAGCGGUAUCCUCGUAACACCGACGCUCGACGAUGAUGCGCUCCUUCCUCCAGCGCGGCCGCGCGCAGAUCCGCACGUUCCAGUCGGGCCCGCUGCCGUCCUGGGCGACCGUGGACCCCUGGGCCAUGUCCGGCGCCAGCCCGCAGCAGGGCAUGAACCUCGUCGACGGCGAGUGGAGUGCCGCCGCGGCGACGAAGCCCGUGCCGGACCCGCUCAACGGCGAGGCGAUGCUCUUCGUGCCGGACACGCGGCCGUCCGAGCUCGCGCCCUUCGUCGCGUCCAUGAAGGCCGUGCCCAAGAGCGGGCUCCACAACCCGAUCAACAACCCCGGCGCCUACUUCGAGAUGGGCGAGGUCAACGGCCGCGCGUCCGUCGAGCUCCGUAAGCCGGAGGUGCACAACUUCUUCGCGGAGCUGCUGCAGCGCGUCGUGCCCAAGCACGACGUCCAGGCCAUGGGCGAGGUCACGGUCGUCCGCAAGUGGCUCGACGGCUACGCGGGCGACGGCGUCCGGCGCCUGGCCAACAGCGCGGCGCUCCCGGGCGACCACGCGGGCCAGGAGACGCGGUCCUACCGCUGGCCCUACGGCCCGACGUCCGUCAUCACGCCCUUCAACUUCCCCCUCGAGAUCCCCGCGCUCCAGUCGCUGUCGUCGGUCUGGAUGGGCAACAAGUGCACGGUCAAGGUCGACGAGAAGGUCCAGAUCGUCUACGAGCAGUUCGCGCGGCUCAUGAUCCACUGCGGCCUCGACCCCAAGUGCCUCGACCUCAUCUACUGCGACGGCCCGACGUUCAACGAGCUGCUCCUCGCCGGCGACUCGAAGAUGACCCUGUUCACGGGGUCCCAGGCCGUCGCGGAGAAGCUCACCAUCGACCUCCGCGGCCGCGUCAAGCUCGAGGACGCGGGCUUCGACUGGAAGAUCAUGGGGCCGGACGUCCAGGACGAGGACUUUGUGGUCUGGCAGGCGGACCAGGACGCCUACGCCUUCAGCGGCCAGAAGUGCUCCGCGCAGUCCAUCUGCUUCAUGCACGAGAACUGGGUCGCGGCGGGCCUCGUGGGCAAGCUCGAGCGGCAGGCCGCGCGCCGGUCGCUCGCGGACUACAGCUCGGGCCCCGUGCUCUCGUGGACGACGGACCAGAUGCUCGCGCACGUCGAGCGCACGGCGGCCCUGCCGGGCGCCAAGGUCGCCUUCGGCGGGUCCAAGCUCCCGGGCAGCGAGGCCUUCCCGGCGUGCUACGGCGGCCUCGUGCCGACGGCCGUCGAGGUGCCCCUCGACACCAUGCUCGCGUCCCAGGAGAACUUCGACGCCGUGACGACGGAGCUGUUCGGGCCCUUCCAGAUCUUGGUGCCCUACAAGGACGACGAGAUCGACAAGGUCCUCGAGGCCUGCGAGCGCAUGACGAGCCACCUCACGGCCGCCGUCGUCUCCAACGACACGCGCUUCUGCAACAAGGUCCUCGGCGCGACGGUCAACGGCACCACGUACAGCGGCGUCCGCGCGCGGACGACGGGCGCGCCCCAGAACCACUGGUUCGGCCCCGCGGGCGACCCCCGCUCCGCGGGCAUCCACACGCCCGAGGCCAUCCGCCUCUGCUGGUCCUCCCACCGCGAGAUCAUCCACGACGUCGGGCCCGUCGCCGACGAGUGGACCAUGCCCUCGCCGACCUAGGCGGGGGGGGCGCAGGGGUGCGGCCGGGGCUCCUAGAAGUUCGUCUCAUUCGU